Molecule: messenger RNA, 880 nt
Organism: Chrysochloris asiatica (Cape golden mole)
Lineage: Eukaryota; Metazoa; Chordata; Mammalia; Afrosoricida; Chrysochloridae
Product: elongation factor 1-alpha 1-like
Exons: 1
Biological process (GO): translation; translational elongation
Molecular function (GO): translation elongation factor activity; GTP binding; GTPase activity
Source: RefSeq, a predicted model, not a curated record
GCAACGGGUUUGCCGCCAGAAUACAGGUGUUGGUGAAAAACAUCUCAAAACCUAAACCAAAAUGGGAAAGGAAAAGACCCAUAUCAACAUUGUCGUUAUUGGACACGUCGACUCUGGCAAGUCAACCACUACUGGUCACCUGAUCUACAAAUGUGGUGGAAUCGACAAAAGAACCAUCGAAAAAUUUGAGAAGGAAGCUGCUGAGAUGGGGAAGGGCUCCUUCAAGUAUGCCUGGGUCUUGGAUAAACUGAAAGCUGAACGUGAGCAAGGCAUCACCAUUGAUAUCUCCCUGUGGAAAUUUGAGACCAGCAAGUAUUAUGUGACCAUCAUUGAUGCCCCAGGACACAGAGACUUUAUCAAAAACAUGAUUACAGGAACCUCACAGGCUGACUGUGCUGUCCUGAUUGUUGCUACUGGUGUUGGAGAAUUUGAAGCUGGUAUCUCUAAGAAUGGGCAGACCCGUGAGCAUGCCCUUCUGGCUUACACAUUGGGUGUGAAACAGCUAAUUGUUGGUGUUAAUAAAAUGGAUUCCACUGAGCCACCCUACAGCCAGAAGAGAUAUGAGGAAAUCGUUAAGGAAGUCAGCACCUACAUUAAGAAAAUUGGCUACAACCCUGACACAGUAGCAUUUGUGCCAAUUUCUGGUUGGAAUGGUGACAAUAUGCUGGAGCCAAGUGCUAACAUGCCUUGGUUCAAAGGAUGGAAAGUUACCCGUAAGGAUGGCAAUGACAGUGGAACCACAUUGCUUGAAGUUCUGGAUUGCAUCCUGCCACCAACUCAUCCAACUGACAAGCCCCUGCGUCUGCCUCUCCAGGAUGUCUACAAAAUUGGUGGUAUUGGCACUGUCCCUGUGGGCAGAGUGGAGACUGGUGUUCUCAAA